AAUCCCAGCACUUUGAGAGGCCAAGAAGUAGGAAGCCCAGAUGGCAGCCUAGACCCUGGGAACCACAGCAAAUGGGGGCUUCUGGGAGAUCCACACAGAGGAACCUGGAGCCCGGGCAGCAACUUGGAGGGGCCGUCUCAGUCUCAUAAAAGAGGAUCAGGCAGGAGGAGUUUGGGAGAAACCUGUGAAGGGCCUGAUUUGCAUCAUCAUGACGGGCCUCUCCUUGGCCUCUGCUGUGCUCCUGGCCUGCCUCCUGAGUCUUCACCUUAGAACUGCCACACGUGGGAGUGACAUAUCCAAGACCUGCUGCUUCCAAUACAGCCACAAGCCCCUUCCCUGGACCUGGGUGCGCAGCUAUGAAUUCACUAGUAACAGCUGCUCCCAGCGGGCUGUGAUAUUCACUACCAAAAGAGGCAAGAAAGUCUGUACCCAUCCAAAGAAAAAAUGGGCACAAAGAUACAUUUCUUUAUUGAAAACUCCGAAACAAUUGUGACUCCGCUGAAUUUUCAUCCGAGGACCCCUGGACCCUGCUCUUGGCUCUGCGGCCCUCAGGGGAGCCUGCGGAAUCUUUUCUGAAGCUUCCAUGGGCCCGCUGGGGAGGAGAGGGUGUUUCCUCCCAGAGUUAUUUUAAUAAAAGUUGUUCAUAGA
Messenger RNA from Symphalangus syndactylus (siamang), 648 nucleotides. It is a transcript of the gene CCL26, whose product is annotated as C-C motif chemokine ligand 26. Gene Ontology annotation, cellular component: extracellular region. The record is from RefSeq and is a predicted model, not a curated record. Lineage: Eukaryota; Metazoa; Chordata; Mammalia; Primates; Hylobatidae. Gene Ontology annotation, biological process: positive regulation of GTPase activity; eosinophil chemotaxis; inflammatory response. Gene Ontology annotation, molecular function: CCR chemokine receptor binding; chemokine activity.